AUGGACCAUGGCCUGCAAAGCUCAACCGCUCGUCUGGCUCACUAUCGCCACUCAACGAAAUCAGAUACAACUCAGUUGGCCCCGCCAUCCGAUAUAGAGCUGCAGCACAUCAUUGCCAACCAAAACCAUGAACCAAAUCUCACAGAUGACGGGCCCGCUGGCGCCCGUGAGUUUUCUCUGCCCCCGGUAGAUACAGGCAAAGAUGCUUGGCUUUUGCUUAUGGGUGCCUUUGUGCUUGAAAUUGUAGUAUGGGGAUCUGCGUUUUCAGUCGGUGUCUUGCAGGACUACUAUACGUCGACCGAGCCAUUCUCCCAUGAUAAAUCUACCGUCUCUUUGGUAGGGUCGUGCUGUAUGGGCGUCCUUUACCUUGCUUCGCCAAUCACUUUGUUUUUACUUCAGCGAUGGCCACACAUCUUUCGCAUCAACAUUCUGCUGGGACUCGGAGUUGCUGUGAUUGGCACACUUGCUUCCUCCUUUGCCACAAAGGUAUGGCACCUGAUCUUGACGCAGGGCAUCGUAUACCCGAUCGGUGCCUCUAUGCUAUACUAUCCGGUCCUGAUUUUCAUCGAUGAAUGGUUCGUCCGGAGGAAAGGACUUGCAUACGGGGUAGCCUGGGCCGGGAGCGGUGUCGCUGGAACAGUGUUCCCACUCCUGCUUCGCUGGGCGCUCUCGCGAUUUUCCUUCAAGGUCACCAUGUGGGCCUGGUCGGUCGGAAUGAUCAUUUUAGUGUGUCCAUUCUUGCCAUUCGUGAAGCCGCGGACUCCGAUCGGCGUCGACGUUGCCCCGAGACCUCAGAAUCUGAGCUUCAAAUUCCUUCGGUCGCCAGCGUUCAUCAUUUUUCAACUCGGAAGUUUGCUGCAGAGCAUAGGUUAUUUUGCGCCUUCCCUCUACUUGCCAACAUAUUCCCGGACAGUGGUGGGAGCCAGCGACGUCGGGAUCACAGCUCCAUUGACAUCCCUGAAUGCAGGCACGGUGAUUGGAUUUGUGCUGGUGGGUUACUGGACUGACCAUUGGCACGCUGCGAACGUAAUAUUUGUCACUACGAUAUGCACUGUUGUGGGGGUAUUCGUGAUAUGGGGCCUAUCCACGUCUUUGCCACCAUUGUGUGUCUUUGCCGUUCUGUACGGGAUCGUGGCUGGCAGUGCUAGUGCAACAUGGCCUGGUAUCAUCAAGGUGGUCAGGAACGCCGACGAAACCGCCCCAGGUGGGCUUCUACUCGGAAUCUUAACGGCUAGUCGGGGUGUUGGCUCCAUUGUAUGCGGUCCGAUCAGCGCGGCUUUGAUCGACACAAAGUGGCCCUGGGCCGGUAGCCCUGCUGGUAUGGGCUAUGGAACGAACUUCGGGGGUCUCAUCGUUUUCACCGGAGUUACGGCAUCCUUCGGAGCGCUGGGCUUUGCCGGACGGAAAUUCGGGCUGUUUAAUUGA
Messenger RNA from Penicillium salamii, 1425 nucleotides. The record is from the annotation of a GenBank genome assembly. NCBI's taxonomy places the organism in Eukaryota, Fungi, Ascomycota, Eurotiomycetes, Eurotiales, Aspergillaceae.